GAGAGGAGAGGGCGGCGCCGGCAGGUUGGCGGCGCCCGCUAUUUGAGCGCAGGUCCCGGGCCAGGCGCUCAGAGCGCUUGGAGCUGGCGCGGCGGGGAGAUCGUAGCUUGCAACCCGCAGAGGCGCUGCGGCCAGUGCAGCCCUAGAGGCCCCGCGCGGAGAAGGUGGCGGAGGAGGAGAGGCCGGUUGCCGCCCGCGCCCCCCCAUCCCGCCGCCGCCGCCGCCGCCGCCGCCGCCGCCCCCCCUUCCCGCGGCGCCGCAUCUUGAAUGGAAACAUGGCGGUGCCGGCUCGGACCUGCGGCGCCUCUCGGCCCGGCCCGGCGCGGACUGCGAGCCCCUGGCCCGGCCGCGGCCCCCGGCCCUGCCCUGGCCCCUGGCUCCCGGCGUCCGGGCCCGCGCGCCCGCUGUUGCUGCUGCUGCCGCCGCUACUGCUUCUAUCGCUGCUCGCCGCCCCCGGCGCUUCUGCCUACAGCUUUCCCCAGCAGCACACAAUGCAGCACUGGGCCCGCCGCCUAGAGCAGGAGAUUGACGGUGUGAUGCGGAUUUUUGGAGGCGUCCAGCAGCUCCGGGAGAUCUACAAAGAUAACCGGAACCUGUUUGAGGUGCAGGAGAAUGAGCCUCAGAAAUUGGUGGAAAAGGUGGCAGGGGAUAUCGAGAGCCUACUGGACAGGAAGGUGCAGGCCCUGAAGAGACUGGCAGAUGCUGCAGAGAACUUCCAGAAAGCCCACCGCUGGCAGGACAACAUCAAGGAGGAAGACAUCAUGUAUUACGAUGCCAAGGCCGAUGCUGAGCUGGAUGAUCCUGAGAGUGAGGAUAUGGAGAGGGGGUCCAAGACCAGCACCCUAAGACUGGACUUCGUUGAGGACCCAAACUUCAAGAACAAGGUCAACUAUUCAUACACAGCUGUGCAGAUCCCCACGGACAUCUACAAAGGCUCCACCGUCAUACUCAAUGAGCUGAACUGGACAGAGGCCCUGGAGAACGUGUUCAUUGAGAACCGCAGGCAAGACCCCACACUACUGUGGCAGGUCUUUGGCAGUGCCACAGGAGUCACCCGAUACUAUCCAGCCACCCCAUGGCGAGCCCCCAAGAAGAUUGACCUGUAUGACGUCCGAAGGAGACCCUGGUAUAUCCAGGGGGCCUCGUCACCCAAGGACAUGGUCAUCAUCGUGGAUGUGAGUGGCAGCGUGAGUGGCCUGACCCUGAAGCUGAUGAAAACAUCUGUCUGUGAGAUGCUAGACACGCUCUCUGAUGAUGACUAUGUGAAUGUGGCCUCGUUCAACGAGAAGGCGCAACCUGUGUCUUGCUUCACACACCUGGUGCAGGCCAAUGUGCGGAACAAAAAGGUGUUCAAGGAAGCUGUGCAAGGCAUGGUGGCCAAGGGCACCACAGGCUACAAGGCUGGCUUUGAGUAUGCCUUUGACCAGCUGCAGAAUUCCAACAUCACUCGGGCCAACUGCAAUAAGAUGAUCAUGAUGUUCACGGAUGGCGGUGAGGACCGCGUGCAAGACGUCUUUGAGAAGUACAAUUGGCCCAAUCGGACGGUACGUGUAUUCACCUUCUCUGUGGGGCAGCAUAACUAUGACGUCACACCACUACAGUGGAUGGCCUGCACCAACAAAGGUUACUAUUUUGAGAUCCCAUCCAUCGGAGCCAUCCGCAUCAACACACAGGAAUAUCUAGACGUGUUGGGCAGGCCCAUGGUGCUGGCAGGCAAGGAGGCCAAGCAGGUGCAGUGGACCAACGUGUAUGAGGAUGCACUGGGAUUGGGAUUGGUGGUAACAGGGACACUCCCUGUUUUCAACCUGACACAGGAUGGUCCUGGGGAAAAGAAGAACCAGCUAAUCCUGGGUGUGAUGGGCAUCGAUGUGGCUCUGAAUGACAUCAAGAAGCUGACUCCCAACUACACACUUGGAGCCAAUGGCUAUGUGUUCGCCAUUGACCUGAACGGCUAUGUGUUGCUGCACCCCAAUCUCAAGCCUCAGACUACUAACUUCCGGGAACCUGUAACUCUGGAUUUCCUGGAUGCAGAGCUGGAGGAUGAGAACAAAGAGGAGAUCCGUCGGAGCAUGAUUGAUGGCAACAAGGGCCACAAGCAGAUCAGAACAUUGGUCAAGUCUCUGGAUGAGAGGUACAUAGAUGAGGUGAUCCGGAACUACACCUGGGUGCCUAUAAGGAGCACCAACUACAGCCUGGGGCUGGUGCUCCCACCCUACAGCACCUUCUACCUCCAAGCCAACCUCAGCGACCAGAUCCUGCAGGUCAAGUUGCCAAUCAGCAAACUGAAGGAUUUUGAGUUCCUGCUCCCCAGCAGCUUUGAGUCUGAAGGACAUGUUUUCAUUGCUCCCAGAGAGUAUUGCAAGGACCUGAAUGCCUCAGACAACAACACCGAGUUCCUGAAAAACUUCAUUGAGCUCAUGGAGAAGGUGACUCCAGACUCCAAGCAGUGCAACAACUUCCUUCUGCACAACCUGAUCUUGGACACAGGCAUCACGCAGCAGUUGGUGGAGCGUGUGUGGAGGGACCAGGAUCUCAACACGUACAGCCUGCUGGCCGUGUUCGCUGCCACUGAUGGUGGCAUCACACGCAUCUUCCCCAACAAGGCAGCUGAGGAUUGGACAGAGAACCCCGAACCCUUCAAUGCCAGCUUCUAUCGCCGCAGCCUAGAUAAUCAUGGUUAUAUCUUCAAGCCCCCACACCAGGAUGCCCUAUUAAGGCCAUUGGAGCUGGAGAACGACACAGUGGGUGUCCUCGUCAGCACAGCUGUGGAGCUCAGCCUAGGCGGGCGCACACUGAGGCCAGCAGUGGUAGGUGUCAAGCUAGACCUAGAGGCUUGGGCUGAGAAGUUCAAGGUGCUGGCCAGCAACCGUACCCACCAGGACCAGCCACAGAAGCAGUGCGGCCCCAGCAGCCACUGUGAGAUGGACUGUGAAGUUAAUAAUGAGGACCUACUCUGUGUCCUUAUUGAUGAUGGAGGAUUCCUGGUGCUGUCAAACCAAAACCAUCAAUGGGACCAGGUUGGCAGGUUCUUCAGUGAUGUGGAUGCCAACCUGAUGUUGGCACUCUACAACAACUCCUUCUACACACGCAAGGAGUCCUACGACUAUCAGGCAGCCUGUGCCCCUCAGCCCCCUGGCAACCUGGGUGCUGCACCCCGUGGUGUCUUUGUGCCGACCAUUGCAGACUUCCUUAACUUGGCCUGGUGGACCUCUGCUGCCGCCUGGUCUUUGUUCCAGCAGCUUCUCUAUGGCCUCAUCUACCACAGCUGGUUCCAAGCAGACCCAGCGGAGGCCGAGGGGAGCCCUGAGACGCGCGAGAGCAGCUGCGUCAUGAAACAGACCCAGUACUACUUCGGCACGGUGAAUGCUUCCUACAAUGCCAUCAUCGACUGCGGAAACUGCUCCAGGCUGUUUCACGCACAGAGACUGACCAACACCAACCUUCUCUUCGUGGUGGCCGAGAAACCGCUGUGCAGCCAGUGUGAGGCUGGCCGGCUGCUGCAGAAGGAGACGCACUGCCCAGCGGACGGCCCGGAGCAGUGUGACCUGGUGCAGAGACCGCGAUACCGGAGAGGCCCGCACAUCUGCUUCGACUACAACGCGACGGUGAGCUGGGGGAGCGGCGAUCUUGACUUCGCACCGCCCUGCGCCCGCCCAGGCCGACCAGUUCCUUGUAUCUCCCCUCAGGAAGAUACCUCAGACUGUGGCCGCGGAGCCUCCUUCCCGCCGUCGCUGGGCGUCCUGGUCUCCCUGCAGCUUCUUCUCCUCUUGGGCCUGCCGCCCAGACCGCAGCUUCAAGUCCACACUCUCGCUGCCUCUCGCCGCCUCUGAGCUCCACCCCUACCCACACCCCACACCCUGCCCGCCUGGCCCCCACCCCCGCCCCACACUCCCGCCUUAGAGCCUUGCCCCUCCCCCACUAAAGGACCUGUGUUCGCCAGGCUCUAAGAGCCUGUGCCUUGGGGUGGGGGAGUCCCAAAGGAGGGUGCUAGUCUUUGGCACCCAGGAUACAUCUCACCGCUGAACUGUCCAAAUGUCCCAGACCCUGGACAUCCUAGUGGGCUGGGACAGGGAGGCCACAUGUACUGGUGCCAAACCAGGCCUCCCCUGCCCUCCUAAAGGCUUUCUUUGUAUAGGCCACCCUGCCUCAGCUGGACCCCUCUAACCUGGCCCUGCUGCCUGACCCAAGCCCAAACCUAACUUCCCUGGGAAUAAUGGAGGAAGGUGAGAUGACAGUUUGAGGCCCAGGGGCUCCUGCCCUUUUCAGGCCUACAGUCAUCCCCACCCCCAAAGCCCUGCAGGUGUCAAAACAGUCUCACAAUGACAUCAGUUUAGACACAACCCCAUACACACCUGGAACCCUGAUGGUAACCAGACUCACACUAGACAGACCCCAGAGGGCACACAUAAACACAGACACAGAGACACACAUACCAUGGGGGGCUCACAAAGCCUUAUAUAGGGUAGGGGGCUGGUGGGAGGGUUAGCACCUGCAUGCUCCAUCUCCUACUCACCACCUGCCUCUAAUCUGAGCUGCAGCCCAGCUGAUCCUCCCUUCUCUAAAGCUGAAUGUCAAACAGUGCCAAAUGCUGGGGCAAAGGGUAAAGACCCCUCUGUCCCAUCCCUAGCCACCAGUGUCCCCCAAGUGCCCCUCACCCUGCCAGGUGCUCAUUGUAACCAUUUAUCAUUAGUAUCAAACCCACAGCAGGACCACAUGCCAGACCCCCACCAGACAUCGCUCUUUGCCUUAGCAGGGGUGACUUGGUCUCUCCUGGCUGGGCCAUCCCAACCCCAAUCUGGCCCUUACACACUCAGGCCUGUGCCCAUUCCCAAGUUCCUCACUAUCUAUCCCUUCCUCCCUCCCUCUUUCCCUUUCUCUCCCCCUCUCCACCCCCCCCCCACACACACACACAUAUUCCCUGCCCCCAGGAGGCUAAAUUGUCCCUCUUCUGAACACACAUUUGCACACACACGUACACACUGCACACGCAGAGGCUGGGCCUUGGGCACAUCUCUGCAUACCAUUCAUUCUGAUCAUUUUCCCCAAAGGCAUCCCAGUCUGGGGGCCAGGAGGGGACUGAGGGCAGGGGGGUGUAGCCACGGGGAUCAAACGGACUGGGAGGAGGGGGGAGGGUGAUGCAUUAAUUAAUGGCUCCGUUAAUUAAUGUCACGUUGCUUGUCACUUUCUCAGUAUGUUUGUAUGGUCCAUGCCCACUGCUGGUGCCAGGGUGGGUGUCCAUGAUGUGUGCCCUGCCUGGAUGUCGGCUAUGUCCUGUGGGGGCGCGUGUGUAACUAUAGUGUAGUCAGGUGCUCAAUGGAGAAUAUAAAAAUGAAACAAACAUAUACAGAAAAAUAAAUAUAUAUUUUAAGUUUAAAAAACAGAAAAACAGACAAAACAAUCCCCAUCAGGUAGUUGUCCAACCCCCAGCUGGGUCUGAUCCUUCUCAUCACCCACCUGACCUGGCUGCCCCCUCACCUUGGGCUGGGGGAUUGGGGGGCCAUUUCCUCUUCUCUGCCCUUUUUUUGUUGUUGUUCUAUUUUGUACAGACAUGUUGGAAAAACAACAGCGACAAGUCAAGAAACUUUGUAAAAUAUCGUGUGUGUGAUUCCUUGUAAAAUAUUUUCAAAUGGUUUAUUACAGAAGAUCAGUUAUUAAAUAAUGUUCAUAUUUUCACUUC
This is a messenger RNA of Sciurus carolinensis (gray squirrel), 5677 nucleotides long. RefSeq names its product calcium voltage-gated channel auxiliary subunit alpha2delta 2 (gene Cacna2d2). Gene Ontology annotation, cellular component: voltage-gated calcium channel complex. The record is from RefSeq and is a predicted model, not a curated record. Lineage: Eukaryota; Metazoa; Chordata; Mammalia; Rodentia; Sciuridae. Bases 276 to 3830 code for a protein of 1184 amino acids. The transcript is spliced from 38 exons. Gene Ontology annotation, molecular function: voltage-gated calcium channel activity.